This is a messenger RNA of Solanum stenotomum, 1362 nucleotides long. RefSeq names its product amino acid transporter AVT1H. Gene Ontology annotation, molecular function: amino acid transmembrane transporter activity. The transcript is spliced from 3 exons. Gene Ontology annotation, biological process: amino acid transmembrane transport. The record is from RefSeq and is a predicted model, not a curated record. The coding region runs from base 1 to 1362 and encodes 453 amino acids. Gene Ontology annotation, cellular component: vacuolar membrane. Lineage: Eukaryota; Viridiplantae; Streptophyta; Magnoliopsida; Solanales; Solanaceae.
AUGUGUGACAAGAGUUGUAAGUCCAAUGGAAAACAAUUAUGCCUUGAUUCAACUUGUUGUUUGCCUCAUCAAGUGACAAGUGAAAAUAGCUCCAAUAAUAUUGGAGAAAACUCCACGGAUUUGGAGAGUUUGGCUUAUCAUCAACAUGUGAAAUCCAACACCACUUUUCUUCAUGCUGUUAUAAAUAUGAUUGGAAUGCUUAUAGGUCUUGGACAACUAUCAACUCCAUAUGCUUUAGAAAAUGGAGGGUGGAUGUCUUCAAUAAUUCUUAUAGGACUUGGAAUAAUAUGUGCUUAUACUUCCCAUCUACUUGGAAAAUGUCUACAAAAAAAUCCCAAAUCAAAAGACUAUAAAGAUAUUGGACACCAAGCAUUUGGAACAAAAGGGAGAAUCAUAGUCACAUCUUUUAUAUACUUAGAAAUUUUCAUGGCCCUUAUUUCUUACACAAUUUCUCUACAUGACAACUUGUCCAUUGUGUUCAUAAACACAAAUUUAAAAUUAAAAGGGAUUUUAUUUCACUUAUCUACUUCACAAAUAUUAACAACAAUUGCUAUUCUUAUAGCUAUUCCUACCCUUUGGUUAAGAAAUUUUUCUUCUAUUUCUUUUCUUUCAAGUGGGGGAAUUUUUAUGUCACUUUUAAUAUUUGUUACUGUGGCAUGUACUGCUAUUUUUGGUGGUAUAAAAGCUAAUCAUCAAAUACCAUUUCUUCAUUUACAAAAUAUUCCUUCAAUAUCUGGACUUUAUAUUUUCAGCUAUGCUGGACAUAUUGUUUUUCCUAAUAUCUACACAGCAAUGAAAGACCCUUCAAAAUUCACCAAGGUAUCAAUAGUGAGCUUUUCAUUAGUGACAACACUAUAUAUAUCCUUAGGUUUUAUGGGAGCAAAACUCUUUGGUCCACAAGUGAGUUCACAAAUAACUUUAAGUAUGCCCCAUGACCAAAUCAUCACAAAAUUUGCAUUAUGGGCAACAAUACUCACACCAAUGACAAAAUAUGCACUGGAAUUUGCACCAAUUGCUAUUGAGUUAGAAGAAAAUUUGCCAUCUUCAAUGAAAUCUAAAGUCAAGAUGAUGAUAAGAGGAAUUGUUGGAUCAAUUUUGUUACUAGUAAUCUUGAUUUUGGCCCUUAGUGUGCCAUAUUUUGAACAUGUUCUUAGUCUCACUGGCUCAUUAGUUGGUGUUGGGAUAUGUGUCAUUUUCCCUUGUGCUUUUUACACUAAGAUUUUUUGGGGAGAAAUUUCGAGGAUGAGUUUGAUUCUUAAUGUUGCUCUCAUCAUUAUUGGUGGGCUUUUAGGAGUUGUUGGAACUAUUUCUUCUUCUAAGUUGUUGGAGAAAAGUCUGAAGAGGGCUCAUGACUCGACUUAG